Molecule: messenger RNA, 1614 nt
Organism: Penicillium olsonii
Lineage: Eukaryota; Fungi; Ascomycota; Eurotiomycetes; Eurotiales; Aspergillaceae
Source: the annotation of a GenBank genome assembly
AUGGCCCUUCUGUCGCGGCCCUCCCUCCGCGGCUCUGUGCGACGGGCCGACAGUCCCCUGAAACCCACCAGAGACCGUCGCAAGAGCUCCCCAGACUGUCUGGACACCACCGUCGAUGAACAAGCCCGGACCAGUCCUCUGAAGUCGCGACGCACUCAACGACGUACUUCCUCCUCCUCUAUCAACACCAUCGCAUCCGUGGGACAAUUGGCAACCCCAGCCACCCGGAACGGAAAUGGCAAGAGUCGCGCCCAUCGCGAUACCACAACGCCCACCGCGGACCUACUACGUGGGGUUCAUGAGUCGCCUGACCCGCUUGAUACAAUAUCUCCUGCGCCAAAGCAGCGCAAUCUCGCUCCUGCGAUCCCUGACGAUGUCCGGCCCCCUGCUUCCCCAGUGAAACGCCCUCGUCGCAACGAUCUGCCGCGCGGGGACGGCGCGUCCGCCACGCCAGAUCACAAAAGUGACGCGGAACAGACUGGCGAGAAGAGCACUGGACGACGGUCGCUCCGUUCGACCGAUACUGGAUCGCGAUGCAAAAGCGAGCUCGCGCAGUACUUCCAUAACUACGAACAGAUCAUCAGUCUGUCGGACCCUGAGCCUGAAUUUCUCGCAGCAAAAACCACCCUCACCCUCAUAGACGACCUCCCUCGACCCCUCCCAACUCCUCCGCAUAAUCCCACACCCUUCGGAAAUCCACUUCUCAACCCCUACGGCUGUGAAAAGCUCGCACUCCCCAACCCUCCCCCCGAUCCUUCCGCCACAGAUCCCCUCUCAGAAGAGACGUAUUUCCGUGCCCACCGAAAAUUCGAAAGGCAAGAAAAGCAAUUGCGCAACAUCGAGCGUAAUCGUGCGCAACAUGAGCAACAAGUUCUGGAGCGUCUGCUGGACGAGCUUCGAGGCCACGAAUGGCUACGCACCAUGGGCCUCCCGAACGUACACGAGCCAGAGAAGAAGAACUACGAGCCCAAGCGUGAGAUCCUCAUCCAAGAGCUAGUCACGCUAGUCAACAAAUUCCAGGCCUGGAAGGAUGAAGAAAGACGCCGCCGGCUCGACAAAGAGAAACCGGAUGAGUCCGGGCCCCGCAAACAUUCCCGCGUGGAAGAUGAUAGUUCACCGGCACCCGCUGACCUGCAAAGUACUCCUGACCCCAACGACGUGGAUGCCCUAGCUGCUAGGCAAUUGCAUCAGGAGGCACGCUCGGCUGGGGCAAAAUCGCGGAAGCGAAAGUCGACAAAGUCGACGGCCGCCGAGGAGGAGCCCAAACCAAGUCCAAAGCGCAAAAAGCCAGACACGACCACUGAGUCAAAGCCUCCCGCGGCUCCAGUUCCCCCGAAGAACCUCAAACAAGCCUCCCUCUCCCUGUUCUGGGCCCCAGCACCCCGCGAAGGCCCCUUUACGUCCUUCUUUCGCCAGCGCCAUGUCCGCGAUGCAGCGAUAGCUGCAGCAAAAGGGAUCCGACGCAGUGGAUCGCGUUCGUCGCUGGCAUUUGGACAUCCGGUGCCUGAGGUACCUGAGGUGGAGUUCGAGUUACCUGGGGAAAUACUGACCGAAGAGGCUAUUCUUCAGUCACAGCGGAAGAGAAGAAGGCUGAAGAGGAAAAGCCAGGGAUGA